UCCUCUUUCAACUUUUAGCAACUCUACCGACUCCUACUCCGUCUGUGCGAACCAGCCAUGUACGCCUCUCGCAUCUCCAAGGCUGUCGUCUGCCUCUUGGCCUCCGCCAUUGCCGCUUCUCCUCACGAUCAGAUGGUGAACAAUGAGUUCAUCCGCGAUGUUGGUGUCCUCUACCCCAACAGCAACUUCACGGGCGACCCUUUCUUCCUGGUUCAGCACAAGAAGGCGCCCAGGUGUGAGACCAACAGUCGUGGUGCCGCUCUUGGCUCAGCUCAGAUUUGUGUUCCAUCCACAUGCGUCUUUUACAAGAGCAAGGACUGCACUUUGUCCGAACCCGGCAACGACUACUACUUCCACGGUCCAGUCGAUAUCGACAACCUCCAGGCCCUUCCCGACAUCGCCUGCGAUUCAUACUUGUGCGGCCCGGUCGAGGAGAUGGCCGAAAUGAUCGGCAACACCGCCAGUGCUUUUGCCAACUCUGAGGGUGGGCACUGGGGCGUCGUUGGUCGUUUCUAAUGCUGGCACCAGCUGCUCCGGAACACGCGCUCGUGGUUCGAGCUUGGUUCUCACAUUAGGUGACUUUCACAGACGGCAAAAAUACAAAAGCGAUGUGAUAUAUUGUGGGAGAUAAGAGAAGGAUUCCCAUGACAUGUAUAGACUGGAUGACGAAGAGUUUGGUGUUUCAAAAUGUGGCGGCGUGAGGCCGCUGGCAGAAUACGAUGGAAUACUGCGCUGAGUUGCUAUCUAGCUAGGAGAGGACGACUAUAUACCUGACCUGUAACACACUAGAC
This is a messenger RNA of Macroventuria anomochaeta, 791 nucleotides long. RefSeq lists its product as uncharacterized. The transcript is spliced from 4 exons. Lineage: Eukaryota; Fungi; Ascomycota; Dothideomycetes; Pleosporales; Didymellaceae. The record is from RefSeq and is a predicted model, not a curated record. Bases 58 to 516 code for a protein of 152 amino acids.